Molecule: messenger RNA, 2511 nt
Organism: Euleptes europaea (tarantolino)
Lineage: Eukaryota; Metazoa; Chordata; Lepidosauria; Squamata; Sphaerodactylidae
Gene: ALS2CL
Product: ALS2 C-terminal like
Exons: 22
Coding region: 1-2511 (836 amino acids)
Source: RefSeq, a predicted model, not a curated record
AUGAGCAUCGUGGAAGUGGCGAGCCUGUUGCUAAGGACCGAGGAAACGUUCUCUGCAUACCUGGCACGGAUCAACAGCGUCAUCCUUGCGCCCCUGUUGCAGUCAGGCUCCUUUGAGAAUUUGGAUGUCUUCUUGCGACUGAAUGACCAUUUCCACGUUCUCUGGGACUUGACAGAAGAGGGCUGCAGAUCCCUGAAACAAACCUUCAGCGCUUCAGAAUGCAUCAGUGCCCAAGAUUUCUACCUCAUCUGGAAAGCAGACUUGUUCCUUGAUCAAUAUGUCCAGUAUUUUUCCACUUUUGCCAGCUAUGCUGCAGUCCAGGGGUUUGAGCAUGCUGCCACGAAUAAAAGUGAGGUCUGGAAGUCACACAAGCCAGCCCUGCAGCAGUUCCUAGCCGACUUCUCCUUGGACGCCUCGGUAGCCGUGGCUCUCCACACGGUGCUCCACAAGCCCUUCCGGGAUCAGCUCCAGCAAUACAGCCUCAUCCUCUCCAAGCUCAAGGGAUCUGCUGGCCAGUGCCCUGAGAAUGAAGCAAUCGCUGAUGCGACCAACAAGUUUGCAAAGCUGCAGUCCUUCGUGAGGCAAGUCUUGGAUGAAGCUUGUCUGACCAAAAGCCUUUGGAAAUCCCUGGGACACAAAUUCACGGACGUGCUGUGUACUCCUGAGCGGAGGUUGCUAGAAGACAGCCGAAAUCUUGCCGUCUUUUCCAGCACGGGCCGGUCUGACCGCGUUCUGCUCUUCAACGACAUCCUGGUGCUGAUCCAGGGGAGCAGUAUCCAAAGUUUUGAUCUGAAGCUUGUGUGGGUAGACGCCGCCGAGAGAGAAACGGGGAAGUAUGCUGUCCGCAUCGCUGCCCCGGAGGACGAGUUUUUCCUCCUGGCCAAAGACCCCAAAGCACGGGCUGUUUGGCAGUGGAAGGUGAACCAGGCGGUGCGCCAGGCCCUGAACGGGAAGAGGGACUUCCCUUUGUGGAGCAGAGACAGUGAAGGGAGCGACCCUUCAAGCUGCCGCCACUUCUCGUUCACUUUCAGGGCUGAGGGGAGGCUGAAGAAUGCCGUUUACGACGGAGAAUGGUGUCUGGGUAGGCCCCAUGGCAAGGGGACCCUGACUUGGCCAGACGGCCGGAACUAUGUUGGCGACUUCAAGGACGGCUUGGAACAUGGGUUCGGCAUCUGCCUCGUCCCCCGUGUGUCUGAGGACCGUUACGACUGUUACAAGUGCCACUGGCAGGAAGGCAAGAUGAGCGGUUAUGGGAUCUGCGAGUAUGGCAAUGAGAUGGUCUACAAAGGGUACUUCAAGGACAACCUGCGCCAUGGGUUUGGCAUCUUGGAGAGCCCUUCUUGUACCGAGCGCCCAUUUAAAUACACGGGGCACUGGGAAAAUGACAAAAGAAGUGGUUAUGGCAUUUGGGACGACGAGGAGAGGGCAGAGAGGUACAUCGGGAUGUGGCACGAAGACCAGAGACAUGGGCCAGGCAUUGUGGUCAUGCAGUCUGGGGUGUGCUAUCAAAGGAUGUUCCACAUGGAUAAAAUGGUGGGAUCUGGGAUUCUUCUCCUGGAAGAUGACUCUGUCUACGAGGGGAACUUCACACCAGAGUUAACUUUUGUUGGAAAGGGAAAGCUGGCCUUCCCCAAUGGCUUCACCCUGGAAGGAACCUUCAGCAACAAAUCCAGCCAAGGCCUGCAGACCCAAGGGAUCCUGAACACCUCUGGAGAACAGCCGCAUGAGCAAAUGACCAAGCUCCAGCUGGGUCAGAAGGAAUUCCCCGUGGAGGUGAGAUGGGAAGGAGUGUUCAGCCAGUUCCUGGAGUUCAUCCAUUUGGGAUGCCGCGGAGACAUGGAGGAGGCCUUCAUGGGAUUUCACGUCCAGACCAGCAAAGAGCUGAGGAAGUCUCAAGAGUACCUGUUUUGCCAAAGAGAGAACGAAGAGGUUCCAGCGAAGGUGGACAUCCUUGGAGAACUAAUUGUUCAUCAGGAGCAGGGGACCCUGCAAUGCUACUUGGAGCAGGCUUUCCAGAAUUCUCUGCAUCCAUUAGGAAAGCUGCUGAAGAUGCUGACGUUGGCAUUCCAGGCCACCUACUCAACGACGGGUGCCAGCAAGCAUCUUCUGACCAUGGCGCAAGAGGAGGUCAAGCAUUAUGCCAAGAAGAUAUGGGAAUUCUACCUCGGCUUGCUGCAUCUUGCCUCGGAGCGCAAAGGACGGCCAUACGCUGAAGACCUGGAGAACAGCAGCCUGAAUGGACCCAACGCCAUCCUGCCCCUCAUCCUCCCAUGUUUCUACCCGGAUCUUUUCAUGUUGUACAUGCUCUACCACGAAAAGGAGGAUGACCUCUACUGCCAGGGGGUGGUCGAUCUGAGUCAGGAAUCGGAUGUGAAGCUUCUGGAGUUCCUGGAUGUCCGGAAACAUUUUUGGCCCCUCAAAGAUCUAACACUAACAAAACACCAGAGACGAUCUCUCGUCAAAGACCGUUGCUUCCUUUCUGCGACUGACUGUCUACGGAAUCUAAUGUAA